Notothenia coriiceps (black rockcod) is the source of this 2556-nucleotide messenger RNA. RefSeq names its product dentin sialophosphoprotein-like. NCBI's taxonomy places the organism in Eukaryota, Metazoa, Chordata, Actinopteri, Perciformes, Nototheniidae. The record is from RefSeq and is a predicted model, not a curated record. The transcript is spliced from 6 exons. The coding region runs from base 1 to 594 and encodes 197 amino acids.
AUGUAUUACUCUGUCCUAGAGACGACAGCCAAGCCUGUGCGUGCCGGCCACUCGUGCUCUCCCACCAACCCCUUCUACAUCCGAGGCUACAGCGAUCACCCCGUUGCCUUCUAUAAAGCUGACUUCCACAACAGCAACAUGAAACAAGAAGCUGCUCCUGCUACACCAGAGAGUGAGCCCAGGUUACCUGAGGCCAACUCCAAACAGAGCAGCCCCACCAAACACCCCCACCCCCAGGUCGACGACUCACACAACAACGAAGCUCAGGACAGCGACUCACACGAAAACAAAGCUCAGGACAGCGACUCACAUGACAACGAAGCUCAGGACAGCGACUCACACGACAACGAAGCUCAAGACAGCGACUCACAUGACAACGGAGCUCAAGACAGCGACUCACACGACAACGGACCUCAGGACAGGACAGACAUGCUUCCUGCUGAACCUCAGAGUCGAGCAGACAAGAACACGGCAGAGAUGCUCGAUUCAGAAAACGGAAACACCACAGAUAUAAAUGACAACAGAACGGACGCCUGCGACAAUCAGGAUCCAGCCAAACUCUACGGCCUGCAUUCCGAGGCCGCGACCAGCUAAUAGUCCUGAGCAGGCAGAUGCUUUUUCUGAGGCCUCCUCUGUAAAUCUGCAUGCAGCUGAUCACUGUCGGCCCCUCCUCUCCUUCCCCUCUUCUCCUCACCUGCUGUAAACAGACCUUUAUCUCUCCUCUGUCCCCUGUCCUUUCCCUGCUUGCUCAUCCUUUUCCUUCUUGUACAAUGAUGUGGGGUGUAUGUGGGUAUCAGUAAGAUCCGUGGCACUGCGUCUCAAAUGCCCGACUUGGCAGCUUACAAUAAUAAAUAUUGCUGCACACGCUCCCUCAUGAAAAGGGGCCACAGAGAAGAGAAGGUGCAGUGCUGUAGGUAACCACUAGUGUGUGCUGUUUGUCUUAGUGACGGUAUUACGGUGGACAUAAAACCAGGACAACUGUAAGCUAAUGUUUGACUUUGUCAUUAUUACCAUUCUAAAACAUGCAUAUGGAGUUGAAAACUCCAUGAUGUACAACAUGAAAACAGUGAACCUCAAGCUCACGUUACUAAUAUUUACACUUUUUGACUGCAUGUUGUUUUUUGAUGUUGGUCUUUGGCUUUUCUUGGGAAUUACAUGCAAUGGAAGAGAGCAGUGAGGGUACAUAUUACCAUGAAAUGUCUAAAUUUAGUCAGUAAGUCAAGUUAAAAUGGGCAUUCUUAAAUGUAUUUUGUUUAAUAUAUAAGGGUGAUAUAAUAAAAAAUAUAUAUUGUCAACAAACCUCGUAAAUACACCAAAAAGCAACAGUUGUUAAUUCUGUCUGAGUAUUUUAUUACCUGCCGAGCCUGUCUGUGGCUUUCAGUCUUAAGCCUACUGAAGAAUACGUAAAUCCUUUAAAAAUAGGCCCAGCAAAUAUUGUUGCAUUCGUAGUAAAAGGCUUAAUUAUUUUCUUAAAACUACUAGCUACUGUAUUAUUUAGGAAACACUCCUAAAAUAGAAAUAAACAGCGCAUUUGUAGGGACUACUAGCAGCCGUAGAAUAAUAUAGUGUUGUGUGAGUUUUUACAGCAGCAGGAUGGUGUAUGUGGGAUUCAUUGGUGUAAAAGUGCCCUUUACAUGGUAAUGAGGAAAUAUGUUAUCCAAUGCAGCUGUGUUUCUCAUUGGUGUGUUUUGAAACAAAGGAAGUCCUUUGCAAAGAGGAAGCAGCUACUGUAUAUCAGGCUUAACAGUAGAUUCCUGUUUCUACUAAUCACUCAUUUCUAUACUUAUUGCUGUUUUUUGUCUUUUGGUAUAUUUGUUGACAAUUAGAAAAUAUGGAAUAUCACCGCACUUAUCAUUUAGAAUAAAAAUGUUGGACAUUUGGGAGAAAUACAAAAUAAUAAUUUCACCAGGCUGGUUACUAUACUGUACUUUUUGAAAACAGUAGUUAUAGGAGCAAUAUAUAAUACUUUAUGACAUAGGUAGACCAACACACACUUAACUAAGCAUAUGAACACCUGCCACAGUUUAAACUUGGCGAGGCCUUAAUUUAGACAGUAGACAAUUUCCCACAUUAGUCCUUUUGUACUCAAGUAAACAAAGGAAAAUUAAGUGUAUGCUGGAUAUACAGUCUUUAUCUCCUCAAGACUCUUCAAGACUCUAUAGUUUUGUAUUUUGGUACCCUUUGAGGAUAUAUUUCAGAUAAUUACAUUCCAUAUUACACUGUGUUUUCCUCUAGUUCAAUAAAGAAACAACUGUCAGCCAAAAAAGUGUGUAUCUCAAUAAAGUAGCAAAUAAAUCAAACUUUUUGUAAGCACUUAUCAACGUAAGGCUUGAUGGCUCUGGUUGUAGUGCUAUCUCACCGAGAGUAUGGUCAAUAAGGUACUGAGAUUGUCUAAUAUAAAAAUGUUCACGUUUUCAGUGGUUAACGUAAGUCAUCACCGCAUCUUGGACUGUUGGUACACUACACUGUUUUACCGGAAAAGCAACUUAAAGGUGGGGUAGGUAAGUUUGAGAGACCGGCUCGAGAUACACUUUUUGUUAUAUUCCAUGGAAUGCU